AUGUCUGACGAUCGCCUUCGAUGGAUUCCUUUGGAGAGUAACCCUGAGGUCUUUAACAAGUGGGCGAAACGCGCUGGUCUGAUCACAGGCCAGGACGCGUUCACGGAUGUGUAUGGAUUGGACCCAGAGCUUCUGGCGAUGGUACCCCAGCCAGUCAAAGCCGUCGUCCUUCUCUUCCCCGACAGUCCAGACACUCAUAAGCAGAAGAACGAGGAGGACGCACGGAUAGCUGCUCAAGGUGGUCAACCCCACCUCGAUCCUACGAUCUUCUACGUGAAGCAGAAGAUCAGCAAUGCUUGCGGCACUAUCGCCCUUAUCCACGCUCUCGCCAAUUCGGAUGUAACUUGGGCACCCAACAGCCCCCUCCACAACUUUAUCGUUGACGGAAAAGACAAGACGCCAGAAGAACGAGCAGAUCUCCUCCAGUCCAGGACCCUGUUCUCCGACAUUCACGCUGAAAGUGCUCAGGAAGGCCAGACGAUCCCAGAUGUGAACACGGAUCUCCACUUCACCUGCUUCGUCGCUGCGCCAGAUGCCGAUAUAAGAAAGGUUGCGACCGGAGAAGAGUCGCCAGAUCAGGUUUCGACUGGGGGCGAUGGAGAUACUGGAUUGCGCCUCGUCGAAUUGGAUGGACGACGACCUGGACCUAUUGACCAUGGUGUCUGCACAGACUUGUUGAAUGACGUGGCGGCCCUUGUCAAGAAGCGAUACCUGGCCAAGACUGAAAGUGUUUACUUCAACUUGAUGGCCCUCGCCCCACCCUUGCAGUAG
Coprinopsis cinerea okayama7#130 is the source of this 771-nucleotide messenger RNA. RefSeq lists its product as hypothetical. NCBI's taxonomy places the organism in Eukaryota, Fungi, Basidiomycota, Agaricomycetes, Agaricales, Psathyrellaceae. The transcript has 8 exons. Gene Ontology annotation, biological process: protein deubiquitination; ubiquitin-dependent protein catabolic process. Gene Ontology annotation, molecular function: cysteine-type deubiquitinase activity. The record is from RefSeq and is a predicted model, not a curated record. Gene Ontology annotation, cellular component: cytoplasm. Bases 1 to 771 code for a protein of 256 amino acids.